GUCCCAGCCACCUCACAGAUCAAGUGUCACAGGCAGCCGGCCAGUAUAUAAACCCCGAGUGCAUCCUGCCCCGACAGAUCAAAUUAACCUCAGUAAAGGCAGAAGCAACCAGAAAAGCUCAAGCUCAACCAAGAGGCAAAGCAGUGAAGGUUAUAAAGGACUCUACCUCAAACGACAGCAAUGGACAUCCAAACGGGUCAAAUAGUCCGGGCUCCGAGUCCCAUGGAGAGCCUGGAGAAGCAGCUGAGCUGCCCCAUCUGCCUGGACAUGUUCACAAAGCCAGUUGUCAUUCUGCCAUGCCAGCACAAUCUGUGCCGCAGCUGCGCCAGUGACCUCUACGACUCCAAAAAUCCAUACCACUUCUCUGGAGGCAUCUUCCGAUGCCCUACCUGCCGAUUUGAGGUGGUGCUGGACCGCCACGGUGUCUACGGUCUGCAGAGGAACCUUCUGGUGGAGAACAUCAUCGACAUCUAUAAGCAGCAGUUGGAGAAAGGAGGUAAUGCCCUUGAACCCCCUUUGAAAUCCAAAGAAACCAAAGAGCCUAUGUGCGAGGUACACGAAGAUGAAAAAAUUAACAUCUACUGCGUAACCUGCCAGACACCCACGUGCUCCAUGUGCAAAGUAUUCGGUCAGCACAAGGACUGUGAAGUUUCCACUCUAAAAGGUGUUUAUGAAGCCCAGAAGUCUGAACUUAAAAAUUCAAUCGACCUGCUAGGUGCCAGCAACAGCUGCUUGCAGGUGAUGGUAACGCAGAUGGAGGAAACCUGUAAAACGGUUGAACAAAACAGCCAAGUGCAGAAACAGAAGCUGGGAGAAAAGUUUGACCUACUCUAUGCCAUCCUAGAAGACCGCAAGACCCAACUCCUAGAGCAGAUCACUCAAGAACAGGAUGAGAAGGUAGCUCUGGUGCGAUCGCUAAUCCAGCAGUACAAUGAACAGUUGCAGGCAAGCAUCAAUCUGAUGGAAAAAGCCUCCCAGACCAUGGACAACAGCAAUACGGCCGAGUUCCUCAUCGCUGCCAAGAAGCUGAUCACAGAAGCCAAAGAUGCAUCCAAGAACUCUCAUCUACAGAGGCCAGAGCCCGGCUUUGAGAGUAUGGACCACUUCACGCUCUUCACGGAAGAUGCAGAAGCCAUGCUUGCAAAAAUGGACUUUGGAGUCGGUGGAGAUGAUGAUGAUGAUGAUGAUGAAGAAGAAGAAGAGGAGGAGGAAGAAGAGGAAUAAGCAAUGAUAGACUCUAGAAAAAGGACUUUGUGGGGAAAAAGAGACAACAGUAGAUAAAAACCUUCAUGGUUCAUGAUAAGGACAAUAAUCUAGCUGCUUUUGAUAACUGUGAGACAAGGGAAGUGCAAUCUUAAAGCAGUUUUAGUACAAUUUGUACGAAUUGCACCAUUUGUAAUGUCUUUUCCACUUGACUUUUUUACUUUUUUAUUAAUGUGGAUGGUUAUAUUGAAAUAUGUUUUUUAUAUUUGUAAUAGAACAUAGAAGUUAAUGUAUUGUUUGCUAAAUAAAGCUAGAUUUAUUAGCUGUAGAAUACAGCUGUGCUAACUUUAGAGUGUCAUGUGAGAUACAAAUGUUUGAAUACUUGAAAUAUUAAAGAAUGCACUUGACUGA
Messenger RNA from Labeo rohita (rohu), 1614 nucleotides. It is a transcript of the gene trim63a, whose product is annotated as tripartite motif containing 63a. The record is from RefSeq and is a predicted model, not a curated record. The transcript has a single exon. Lineage: Eukaryota; Metazoa; Chordata; Actinopteri; Cypriniformes; Cyprinidae. Bases 181 to 1224 code for a protein of 347 amino acids. Gene Ontology annotation, molecular function: zinc ion binding.